AUGGGUAUUUCUAACAUACCUUUAUGGUACUCAGGGAAAUCGGGGAAAUGUGUGAAGAGUGAUAAUAAAAAGCUAGAGUUGGAACAAGGAAUGCCUCCUCGUCGUGAGACACGCAACUCUGGUCGUCGUAAUGGUGGUGGACCAAAUGAGCCUGAUCCAAAUAUCGUAGCUGCUAUCACUCAGGCCUUUACUGCUAUGUUGCCUGCACUUGUUCAGGCCGUACGUGGUCCUGAUCCGAAUCCGAAUCCUAAUCCGAACCCUAAUCCCAAUCCUAAUCCGAACCCUAAUCCCAAUCCUAAUCCGAACCCUAAUCCCAACCCAAAUCCAAACCCAAAUGGUGCAAUUGGGGAUUGGCUAGAUAAGUUCAUAAAACAGAAACCGAGAUCUUUCACAAAGGCAACCACUCCAAUUGUAGCAAGGGAUUGGAUUGCUCAUAUCGAGAAAAUAUUUCGGGCGUUAGGAGUUGGCGAUGAAUUUAAAUCGAGAUUAGCAUCGUAUAAACUAGAAGAAGAUGCGCAAACUUGGUGGGAAGGUGUAUUGGAGGAAAGAGGAGGAGACCCAUUUGUGGAGAAUUUACCUUGGGCAGAUUUUCGUGCUAUUUUCUUCGAAAAAUAUUUUAACAGCGUGGAUAAGAGUUCUUACACACGAGAGUAUCACAAUAUCCGUCAGAGGAAUGACGAACCACUUUCUGACUUCACUGAUCGAUUUUAUCGACUAGUUGGAUUUCUUGGGUCAGCUGCUGGAACACCAGAGGAACAAGCAGAGAAAUAUCAAUGGGCAGUUUGUGAUCGGAUUCGUAGAGCAAUCAUCCAGUCAACGUUCCCUACUGUUGCAGAGGCCGCUAAGGCUGCCAAAAAGGUUGAUAUGGAGAACAAAGAAUUUUUGGGUGGUUCCAAUAAUAGUAGGAAGAGAAACAGAGACGAAUACCGCACUCCGUUCACUAGUGAGUCAUCUCAAGCACCUACUCGAAAUAAUCAAAUCAAUAUGGGGAAUAGGUCAUCGGGAAGGAAUAAUAGACCAUGGCAGGGAAGGGGCCAAAAUCAGGGUCAGAUCAAACCCUACCAGCCACCAACCCAAGCUCAACCUGUAAACCAGAGAGGUAACCAGAACCCUACUCAGCCUCCAGUGUGUAACCAUUGCAACAAGCGUCACCCAGGCGUCUGUCGUCGACUUACUGGGGCUUGCCUUAAGUGUGGAGAUAUGGGGCAUAAGAUUAGUGAGUGCCCAAAGGCUGGUAACCGACCAACUGAUACCACUAGGGGAGCUACUGUGCCACCUACUACUGGAGGGCGUGUUUUCUCAUUGACUGCAGGGGAAGCUGCUAAUGCUCCAGGUACCGUUUCGGGUAGUAUUUAUUUGGGUGAGCGUGACUUGUAUGUGUUAUUUGAUACUGGGGCAACCCACUCGAUAGUCUCACAACUAAUUGCCCGACAUCUUAAAAUUUCGCCUUCUCCAUUGGAUCAAGCUUUAGUUAUUUCUACACCAAUGGGAAAUCCUUCGGUUAUUACUCACGUCUAUAAGGAUUGCCCGCUUGUGAUCGAAAAUGUUAUUCGUAUAGCGAAUCUUUAUCCCAUGCAAAUGGGAGAUUUUGAUGUCAUACUAGGCAUGGAUUGGUUAUCCACGCAUCGCGCUACCAUCGAUUGCCAUUCCAAACGAGUCAUUUUUGGUGAUAUUCUGAAUCCUGAAUGUAUUUAUCAAGGAUCUCAACCUCGAAAAUCCAUUAAAAUCAUCUCUGCUCUUAAAGCUCAAAAACUUAUAUCCCAUGGAUGCGUGGGAUUCUUAGCUGCUAUUAAAGAUACCACAGUGGAUACACCACGUGUCGAAAACGUUCCUAUUGUUCGAGACUUCUCUGAUGUCUUCCCAGAAGAAUUACCAGGGAUACCACCUGAACGUGAAGUUGAGUUCACUAUUGAUUUGAUUCCCGGAGCUGAACCUAUUUCUAAAGCACCCUAUCGUAUGGCCCCAUUGGAGUUGAAGGAAUUGAAAGAACAGCUGCAAGAACUUUUGGAACUUGGAUUCAUUAGACCUAGUGUUUCACCUUGGGGAGCACCGAGGAGAGCAUGA
Molecule: messenger RNA, 2064 nt
Organism: Helianthus annuus (common sunflower)
Lineage: Eukaryota; Viridiplantae; Streptophyta; Magnoliopsida; Asterales; Asteraceae
Exons: 5
Coding region: 1-2064 (687 amino acids)
Biological process (GO): proteolysis
Molecular function (GO): zinc ion binding; aspartic-type endopeptidase activity; nucleic acid binding
Source: RefSeq, a predicted model, not a curated record